AGAGCGCCAUCUAAAGUUCGAAGUACGCACUGCACUGGUCCGCUGCCCAUCCUGCUUUUCUACCCUGAAAUACAGCUUUAAAAUGGCUGAACUACAAAUAACUGAAGAAGAGGCUGAAUUAUAUGACAGACAAAUCCGUCUAUGGGGCUUUGACGCCCAAAAAAGGUUGAGAGCUAGUAGUCUUCUACUGGUAGGUCUUGGUGGUCUAGGCGCUGAGGUCUGCAAAAAUAUCGUACUAGUUGGAGUUAAGUCUAUCACUCUAAUGGACUCACACAGUGUGACCAGGAAUGAUGCAAGCUCUCAAUUCUUGGCUGCCAGGGAAGACUUGGGCAAAAAAAUAGCCACAGCUUCCGUCCAGAGAGCCCAGAACCUCAAUCCCAAUGUUGUUGUCACAUCUGAUGAAGGGAAUGUCUGUGACAAACCUCAAGAGUUCUUCAAGCAGUUUGACAUUGUAUGUGUGACCUCCUCCAGUGUACAGACCAUGAUGCAUGUCAAUCAGAUAUGUCACGAGAAUGAUAUCAAGUUCUUUGCUGGAGACAUAUAUGGCUUCUAUGGUUUCUCAUUCACAGACCUCAAUGAACACAGUUUUGUGGAAGAAAAACCAAAGAAAGUAAAAGGAAGCAGCGCAACAGGCAGUGAAUCCAAGAAACUUAAGGCUGAUCCAACAGAGACCGUAUUUGUUAAGAAAACAAUGAUCUUUCACCGACUAAAGGAAUGCUUUGACAAAGACUGGUCAAGUCUGACAGAAAAACAACUCAAAAGAGCUCCUUAUGUCUUCUUUAUUCUUAGAGUGCUUUUUAAAUUCCAUGAUCAGUUUGGUAGAAAGCCUGAAGCAGCAAGCUCAGAGAAUGACAGCACAGAGCUACAAAGAUUACAUAAUGAAGUCUUCACUGAGCUAGGACUAAAGAAUGAUCUAAUAGACACCAAUUACACUGAAUACUGUGCAGGAGAACUAGGACCAACAUGUGCUAUUGUAGGUGGAAUCAUUGGACAAGAAAUAAUCAAGGCUGCCUCUGGUCGAGAUGCCCCACUUGACAACUUCUUUCUUUAUGAUGGAGUAGACAGCCUUGGAAUGGUGGACUGCAUUAUAAGGUCAUAAAAGGUCAUGACCCUUGACCCUCAUGGAGAUGCUGAACUGAACAAUAUAUUUCUGUAUAACAGAGUUGACCAGCCUUGGAAUGGUGGACUGCAUUAUAAGGUCAUAAAAGGUCAUGACCCAUGACCCUAAUGGAGAUGCUGAACUGAACAAUAUAUUUCUGUAUAACGGAGUAGACAGCCUGGUGAUGGUGAACUAUACAUGUCUUGUAAGGUCAUGACCUUUGCACCUGAUAGAGAUGUUCUUUCAAAUGGUUUGAAAAACUUCAUGACCUUUGAAUGUUUAAUUUACAGUAAGACUGCAUCUUUAGUAAUGUUGAUAAACUUCCAAGAUAGAUCUCAAACUUCGGAUUUGAGAUUUUAAGAUAUGCAGAUAAUGUUUGGUAUUCAAUAUGAAUUCAAGUACAUGGUACUUUGUUUCCUGUUGUGUGUAUAUUGUCUUAAUACUAUUUUAACUGCUGUACAUUUUUUAUGAGAGGGGGUCAAGUUUCCUUGUAUUACUUCAGGUAAAUUGUCAAAUGUCCUCUUUGCCAUUUGUGUGGACACUGAAUUUGUCUUUAUUUUUUGGAUAUGUGUUUUCUUGAAAAUUUAAAUUCUCGUUUUAUUUACUUGUCUAAACUGGCUAACAUUCCAAGGUUUUUAUUUAAUGUGGAGAAAUAAAGCUAUGGAAAAUGAUCAUGAUUUCAAUUUUUUGGUUUACCGGUAUUUGAAAAAGCAACAACAGUUCAAAGUGAUUCACAUUGGUAUUAAAUAGCUUAUAAAUGACUUAUUUCAGAUGAUCAGUAAGGCAGUGUCAGUUGUUUUGAGAAAUUGUAUCAAAGUAGUUUGCAAAAUGUUGUCCAUGCAAAAAACAAUGUCAGAUAGCAGUAAACAUGAGUACUGUAAGUCGGAAUGGGGGACCUUCACGGUUUCUGUGAUGUAGUUUGCCUGCCCCAUUCCUGGCAACUUGUAAAUGCUCAUGGGAAUCACGAUGAUUUUCAUCCUUUGUUUUGUAUGAUUUGUUCUUCUAUAUAAUCCUCUGUAUACACUUUGUUUUGCCGAAUAAAUAAUAAUAAUAAUAAUAAACAUAUCUUUGGCCAAUCAUGGUUGAUGACAUGUCACUCUUAGGAAGAUGUAAAAUAAUUGUAUGCAUGAAAUACUAAAUAACACAUAUUCUUGUACAGUGCCUGACUUACUUAUGGGAGAGUUAGGUCAGUGGUUUUUGUAUGUUUAUAAUGGAACAAUUUAUUGUGCUUGUUGCUUACUAAUAAAAUAAUCAAAAU
This is a messenger RNA of Strongylocentrotus purpuratus (purple sea urchin), 2357 nucleotides long. Its product is annotated as SUMO-activating enzyme subunit 1-like. The record is from RefSeq and is a predicted model, not a curated record. Gene Ontology annotation, molecular function: SUMO activating enzyme activity. Bases 83 to 1099 code for a protein of 338 amino acids. Gene Ontology annotation, cellular component: cytoplasm; SUMO activating enzyme complex. Gene Ontology annotation, biological process: protein sumoylation. The transcript is spliced from 7 exons. Lineage: Eukaryota; Metazoa; Echinodermata; Echinoidea; Camarodonta; Strongylocentrotidae.